AUGUCUUCCUCGUCACCGCUACCUCCACCACACCUUCGAAAGCCGCUCGAUAGCCAGAAAGGCGCGGGUGGUGAUAUGUCUAUGAUGUUCUUCGUCCAGCCCGACUGCCCUCGAGAUUUCCCCAUCAGGACGAGCAUCGCGUUAGAGGUCUCAACGCCGAGACCAUUGCCCGCAUCUUUUGCCACCUCCUUCAUGGUUGCUCACCGCGGAAUAUGCGCCGCUCCGAUUGGAUACCGACGACUCGCCGACAUCCAUCUUCUUCAGUCUCAAUCUCUAUUUACAACCAGCCUGUUAUCGCCUCCGAAUGGUCUGAGGAAUGGUUUUUAUGAACGGCCGCGUCCACCCUACGCCCUUGCCUGGGAGGUUAAGCAGCGCGACGGCCUAGAGUCUGAAACUGGCGACACCCUUAUCUACACCAUGCCCGCCCUCGUCGUCCGCGACCAGGGUUACCAGCCCAUCCUCCCUAGACUCUUCGCCUCUAUGGAUAACUUCCCUUGCAUCCCGCCUAUCGUUUCCUUCACCGGCUUCAUCCUUGGCCCGGGUCACUCCCUGCUACGACAAGACCUUCUGCCAGACCUAGACGCCGCCCAGCUAAAUUGCUGCGGCUUCGUCCAGCUCUCUACGUAUCUAGCUCCUGGCAUUCCCGACAAGAUCCCUUUCAGAGGCUUCCACCAAUUCGAGAAGAUGGCCGAGAGGAAGGACUCUUACUUUCAGCCCAGCAUCCCCUUUACCUGCACAGGCAAAGUUGCUGGCCUGCUCAGUCACCGCGUCAUGAUUCAUCCCCCAGGCUCCGACCGAGACUAUGUCUUUAUCGUCGUCCCGGAUUCUUGGACUUUUCUCGAUAAGGCCACCAGCACUGCGGCUGCCUCGUCCUCGGCUAUCUCGACACCACUAAAGGAAAAACCGUCCUCCGCUUCGGCCGCUUUCCGGGAUAUACUCGCUGCCUCUUACUCCGUGGCAACACCUGAGACCGCGCCUGACGACCCCGAAACCUUCGUCUUCUACCGAUACUGGGGGCUCUGCUACCCGAUCCUGCUCCCUCUUAGCGGCUUCCCAUAUUAG
Hirsutella rhossiliensis is the source of this 1062-nucleotide messenger RNA. RefSeq lists its product as uncharacterized. The record is from RefSeq and is a predicted model, not a curated record. The transcript has 4 exons. The coding region runs from base 1 to 1062 and encodes 353 amino acids. NCBI's taxonomy places the organism in Eukaryota, Fungi, Ascomycota, Sordariomycetes, Hypocreales, Ophiocordycipitaceae.